Messenger RNA from Leptonychotes weddellii (Weddell seal), 2860 nucleotides. The record is from RefSeq and is a predicted model, not a curated record. Lineage: Eukaryota; Metazoa; Chordata; Mammalia; Carnivora; Phocidae.
AACGUGGGGCUCAGUCUCACGACUACAAGAUCAUAACCUGAGACGAAGUCAAGAGUCUGACGCUGAACCCACGUACCACCGAGGCACCCCAAGAGUUCCAUUUUUUGAUACUGUUGUUUCAUGAGUUGGAAAUUAAUUUCAGUGUUGUUUAAAUAAUUUUAAUUCAGGUGAGUGAAAUGAAUCCCUGAUAUUGAAGUUUAAGUUCAAUUUUAUCUUUUUACAUAGAGAUUAAAAAACAUAAAUAGGUUUGAAAAUUGUUAGGAAGAGUUUAGAAUCUUUGUGACAAUUAUUUUGAAUGCUCAUCAGAAUAAGUGUGACUCUCUACCUAUUUAUGCUUGCUAUAUUUUGGAGAGGAAAUUACUAUAAAAAGUGGCCUUUCCAUUCAGGAAUCUAGGAGUGAUAAUUUAGCACUAAAGGGAAUUUGUUGUAAUAAUAAUAUAAAUACUUGCUCAUGAGCUCACACCAGCACUGUUAUAAUUAACAUACUUGGUCAAAUAAUUCUUUUAAUCAAUAAAUAUUAAACUCCUGCAUUCCAAGCAGUGUGUCAGACCUGGGAAUACAGCAUACAGAGGUGAGUGUAUCAUAUUCCCUCCCCUUAAGAAGUUCAUUUGUUAGGCAGAUAUGCAAACGUGUGAGUGUUAUCAUGGUCAGGAGCAGAGUGUGUGACAGCAGAGGGGAGAGCAAGCUUGGAUGGGUGGCCAUGCACUCACUGAAUUUGGGAAGGAAUGCUGGAAGAAGAGAGCAGGUUUGAAUAGAUAGUUUUUUUUACAUUGAAAGAACCAACUCCUGGAAUCAUGGCUCUUUUUUAUAUGUGUUCUUUGAAUUAUUUCAGUGCAUAGGCUCCUCCCAUGAGAGCUCUAUUCAUGUACAUUUUUGUGCAGUGUCUUCUUACCGUGAUAUGUUGUACAAACAGAUGUGUUCAACAAAGCUUCCAGUGUAAUUAGUAGCAAGACUUGAUAAGAGAAGUGGUUCUUCUAACUUGAAGACCUGCUUCCAUCUCUUUCCUUUGCCUCUACUGUAGUGUUAUAAGUCCUAUAGAUGGGAAGUCCAUGGAGUCUAUAACAAGUGUGAAGAUAUUCCAUGGAUCGGAGUAUAAAGCAAAUGGAAAAGUCAUCAGAUGGACAGAGGUGUUUUUCCUAGAAAAUGAUGACCAGCAUAGUUGCCUGAGUGAUCCUGCAGAUCAUAGCCGAUUGACUGAGCAUGUUGCCAAGGCUUUUUGCCUUGCUCUCUGUCCCCACCUUAAGCUUCUGAAGGAAGAUGGAAUGACUAAACUAGGACUACGUGUGACACUUGACUCAGACCAGGUUGGCUAUCAAGCAGGGAGCAAUGGCCAGCCCCUUCCCUCACAGUACAUGAACGAUCUGGACAGCGCUUUGGUGCCGGUGAUUCAUGGAGGGGCCUGCCAGCUCAGUGAGGGCCCCAUCGUCAUGGAACUCAUCUUUUAUAUUCUGGAAAACAUCGCAUAGACAGGACUUCAUUGUUUUUCUGUUCAGACCUGUUGCAACAGCAGUCAUACCCAAAUCAUUUGCACUUUAGAACUGGAAGAUUAAGCUUUUGUUAACACUAUUAAAUGGGGGGGUGGGGUGGGAGUGGGGGCAGGGGUGGGAAAGGGUGGUUGGGGGACAGAUGUUCCAUAAUUCUGAGUCUUCUAUGCAUUGUCCACCAGGAAGAUCUGGGCAGCUUCUGUUACUGCACAAGUUAUGCUAGCCUUGCCGCUAAUCCCCUUCCGUUACUGUUUAGACAAAAUUCCUGCUCCUCUCUUUUAAGAUUUACUUAUGGUCUUGUGCUCAGAAAUGCUCAAAUGGGUACAACCAUCACCAACGAUGGGGUUGGGAGGGCAGAGGGAAAAUAAAAAAAGCAUUGGUCUUGCACUCUUUGUACAGAUUUGAUGUAAAAAAGAAUUCCACGUUGAUUUUGUCCCACUUACAUCACAGUGACUUCAAGCAGAAUUCACACUUAGAUUUUUUUUAUCAGCUUAUUCACUGAAGUGAAUCAGAGACCCAGUGGAUUAUCUCUUCUAUCCAAGGAAGGGCAACUCAGUGUAAGUGAGGUCACUUGGAUAGCAGAGCUGAAUUCAGGAUUGCUCAGGAUCUGCCUGAGUGAAUGGCAGGUAUUGAAUUGGGUCUUUCUGUGAAAACUGACAGAAUACACUCAAGGCAUUUUUAGUUCUACACUAGAGGUAUUUAAAAAGACUUUUUAUUGAGAAAUAAUUUAAACUUCCAGGAAAAUUGCAAAUACAAAAAAAGCCUAUGUACGCUUUACCUAGAUUCACCUAUUGCUCACAUAUUAAUAUUUUGCCUCAUUUGCUUUAGCUUUCUCUCUCCAUAAAAAAAUUAAGGCAUUUGAGAGUAAGUUGCAUAUAUCAUAGUUCUAUACUCGUAAAUGUUUAAUUCCUAAAAAUGUUCUCCUGCAUAACUGCAAUUUCAGUCAAUUUAAUAUUAACAGGAUUCUUGAACCUAGCAUCUGUCGAGUCAUGUCCUUCAGAGCAUUUUCCCUCCAGUAAAGCUUCCAGCCUAGGAUCAGACUCAACGGGUAGCUGUCCUGACUCACCUUUAUGUCAUCAAUAUUUUUGGGUCUCCAUCCAUUCAGAAGAAGCCAAAGGAGAAUUUCUUGGGAAGGAACUAGGGAUCGCUCUAGGUGAUCACCAGAAGACAUAAGGCUUCCCCUUGCCCUUUCGCAAAAGCGGAGCUGUAGCGGCGGUUCCUGUCCAUUAACAGAUGUUACUGCCACUCUGGCUUUUAAAAGUGACAGGGAACAGGGCUUUUAUUCAGGACUUUGGUCGUUACUCUGCAUAUGGAGUGUAAAACCCCUCUAAUAAAUUAGAUCUAGUUUCUUAAAUAAAAACGGCUACAUAAAAUUA